Messenger RNA from Vespa crabro (European hornet), 8510 nucleotides. It is a transcript of the gene Hmx, whose product is annotated as homeobox protein B-H1-like. The record is from RefSeq and is a predicted model, not a curated record. Gene Ontology annotation, biological process: regulation of transcription by RNA polymerase II. Lineage: Eukaryota; Metazoa; Arthropoda; Insecta; Hymenoptera; Vespidae. The transcript is spliced from 3 exons. Gene Ontology annotation, cellular component: nucleus. Bases 822 to 2726 code for a protein of 634 amino acids. Gene Ontology annotation, molecular function: RNA polymerase II transcription regulatory region sequence-specific DNA binding; DNA-binding transcription factor activity, RNA polymerase II-specific.
GAGGGGUAAGAGUGUACAUACAAGAGUACGAGAGGGAGAAAGAGAGAGAGAGGGAGGAACAAGAACGACAACGACGACGACGAAAGCAACUACGACGACGACGACGACGACGACAACGACGACGACGACGACAACGACGACGACAACGACGACGACGACAACGACGACGACGACGACGACGACGACGACGACGUCGACGUCGAAGAGAAGGAGGAAGAGGAGAAGGUGGAGGAGGAGGCAGUGGCGGAGGCAACGUGACACGGUGGUGGUGCUGCCGCUGGUAAAGCUACUACCAGUAGAGGGGGACUCUCGAAGGGUGUUGGAGAAGAGGAGGAGGACCCUCGAAAGUGUCUCGUCUCUCUCCUAUCGUCCCAUCGUCCAGGGUAUCGCUUACGAAUGUCGCGCGAUCGAGCGUUCCGCCGGCGAUCUACGAGGAGCAGGACGAACGCUUAUCGUCGUCGCGUUUGCUCGCGGAAAGGGAUUCGCUGAUCCUACAAGAAUUUUUCGCGUCGGACCUAUAAAGAAUAAAGGACAAAUACAAGAAAGGAAGGCUAUACGCGCGUGACAUGCUCGAAGGAGAAGUCGUGGUGUCCGGUGCUCUGGUAGUAAUACUACCUUGGACCUGAGAUAAGUGAUAGAGAAUAAAGGACGAAUCGUUCGUCCUCUCCUUCUCUCUCUUUCUCUCUCUCUCCCUCUCUCUCUCUCUCUCUCUUUCUCUCUCUCUCUUUCUGUUUCUCUUUCUCCUUCUUCCUUCGACGACAGACCAAUAACGGAGAUAUAACGCCGUCAAUAAAGUAUUAGCGCGAAGAGUGUCCACGAGGAUGUCCGGCGAGACGGAGAUCGAAGUGUCGGUCGUGUCCGAGGAAGAUCUCGAGCUUGAAGGCUCAAGAAGUAGUUCGACCCCGGCGGACUUGUUAAUUCAAGAGAAGAAUGGAAAAGGAAGCUGUGGACUAGCGCUUGGCAAUCAUCAUCGUCCCUUCAGCUUCGACGUUGGCAAGCCCGCCCUUCGGCCGGCUUGCAAUCCUCAAUACACGUCGUUCAGUAUUCAAAGUAUUCUCGGUAGGUCCGUCUCGCCACGGAGCGACUCGACCUCGAAUGUCUCCUCCGCGGAAAGACGUUCGACCGACGUCGAGGUUGCCUCCUCGCCCGUCUCGCCGCCCAGUUCGAGGACGAACAAUCAAAGAAUCCCUCCGUCUUGUGCGAGCCCACCGAGAAUAAGCUCGCCCACGUCUCUUAGGCCAGCCGUCGGUCAUCAACGUGCAUCCGCCAGCAGUCAAAUCAUCGAAAACUCGAGAAACGAUGCCGCCAGCAUUGGCGUUGGCUGUACAAGUCCACCUAGUCCUAAUGUCGCGGCAACUUUUUCGCCAACCACCAACGAUGCCGCGACGAAUCCCCUUUUGGGUCAUCAAGCGGCCGAUCUUGCCCAUGCCGUUGUCGAACAUGGACAUAUGCUUCAAAGAUUGGGCCUGAUGUCGACAUUGAUAAGCGCCCGAUAUCCCGUCGGUGUUUUCUUCCCGCCAACGUUGCAACAUCUUCAUCAGCAUCAGCAACAACAGCAGCAUCAGCAACAACAGCAACAACAACAGCAACAUCACUCGCGUCUAGCGACGGUCUCCUCGGCCCUGAGCAACGCCGUUCAAGUUGGUGGACAAGCGGCUGACAUCAGUGACGUCACAGCCGAGGCCAGUAUCAGAGGAGUUCUUCCUGGUGGACCGGCAGCUUGGCCGUUUCCAUGGAGGCCUGCUCAUGGAUUGCAAACGCUCGAACAUCCGUCGCCAGGCGACGUUGUUGGUGCUCUUAGCCGUGUCAGCCCUGCAUCCGCCUCCUUCCCGCAAAAGGACGAGCUGGAGGACGAGAACGGCGAGGACCGGCUGCACAGGACGAGGAGUUCAUCGAGCGGCGACGAGGCUCACGACGAGCUAGCCGACGGGGACGAUUGCCAAGAUGGCGACGGCGACGGCGACUCGACGAACGCAGGAUUACACGGUGGCGUGGGCGGUGGGUCGGCCGGUGGUGGAGGGGUCGGUGGAGGCGGAGGAGGAGGAGGCGGUGGCGGCGGAAGUGGCGGCGGCGGGGGUACCGGUGGUCAGAGCAACGGAGUACAAGUUGGCCUAGACUCGCGGGAUUCCGGUAGCAUAAAGCGCAAGAAGAAGACGCGCACGGUGUUCUCGCGGUCGCAGGUCUUUCAAUUGGAAUCGACGUUCGACAUGAAACGCUAUCUGUCGUCGUCGGAACGGGCAGGUCUCGCUGCAUCCUUGAGAUUGACGGAGACUCAGGUGAAGAUCUGGUUCCAGAAUCGUCGCAACAAGUGGAAAAGACAAUUGGCCGCCGAAUUGGAGGCCGCAAAUAUGGCCCACGCUGCUCAGAGACUCGUUAGGGUGCCGAUACUCUAUCACGAAGCUUCCGCGGGUAGCGCUAGUUCGGCCGGAGUAUCCGUCUCGGUAACGGCACCGCCUCAACCACCAACGGCACCGUCCUCGGCCGUCUCCUCGGUGCUCUCACAUUCCGUCGGCGUUGGCGUCGGCGUCGGGGUUGGCACUUCCUGUGCCCCGGUAGUCGGCCAAACUGCCCAACCGAUCUUCUAUUCUCAUCACCAUCAACACCAUCAUCAUCAUCCGGCUCACGUGCAGCCUCACGCCCUUUUACCCCAUCAAGUGCAUCCCCAACCACCCCCACCACCACCACCACCACCCAACGGGCAACCGACCCAAUCCUCCUCGCAAUAACACCGUCCGCUCUUCUGCCCGAUUACGAUCGUCUUCGACCGGCAGCAGCCUGCAGGAAUCAGCUUGAGAAACGACGACCACGACGAUCGCCUGAGGAAGGAGGAUCAAGAGGAAGAAGUGGAAAUAAGGGACGUGGACGAAGAGGAAGAGGACGUUCUCUCGGUGUCCAUCGACGAUGCUCGUCCUUCCGACGACCUCGACGUCGGAUGAGCGUGAUCAUUAUGUCAUAAAAGAAUGUACUGUCUCCCCUGUCUCUUUCUCUCUCACUCACUUUUUCUCUUUUUGUUCUCUCUCUCUCCCCUCUCUCUCUCUCUCUCUCUCUCUCUCUCUCUCUCUCUCUCUCUCUCUCUCUUCUCUGUCUCUCUCUUCUCUCUCUCUCUUUCUCUCGCUCUCUUGGUUUCUUUCUUUGCUUCGCGGGCUCGGGACUUUUCGUGCAAACGUCGAUUCGAAGCUUCCUUCUCUUUCGACGUCCUCCAUGAGAGAGAGACAAAUCGGGAAAGAGGGAAGACGCAACUGCAACAUCGCAACGCUCUUUACAAAGUCUCUCCCUCGUGAGAGAAUAAAAAGGAGAUAGAGGGAGAAAGAAUGAGAGAAAAAGAGAGAGGGGAAAGAGAGAGAGAGAGAGAGAGAGAGAGAGAGAGAGAGAGAGAGAAAGAAAGACCGAUAUACAUACAAAGUUGACGUAUGUACGCGACUAUGUAUAUUAUCGGAAAAUUACGUCUCGGACGUAAUCUCGGGCUGUUCUCUCUCUCUGUUUGGGGCUACGACCUUAGCUACGUCCUAAGACACGGCCAGGGUUCCUACGAAUAUAUUCUACCUGUUGUGAUAAGUAUCCAAACGAUUGAUUUUAUUAAACGAAACGGUAGAGUUACGAAAACAACGAGUAACAUCUCCUUCUUAAUCUUCUUUUGCGAUCUUUUUUUCUCAUCUUUUUUAUUUCUUUUUCGUUAAAUAUACGUUCGUUUAAUCUUACCCGCCAUUACCUUUGGCAGAAAAUUAUAUAUGUCGUCAUCCAAAACAAAAAGAGAAAAAAAGAAAAAGAAAAAAUCCCAAGUUUACUUUCCUAUCUCCGAGCAUGAACACAAUAUCAACACAAUCCCGCUCUCGCGGGUAUCAAAAGAUAUUUACAGAUCGUUACAUGAUUCUUUAGGCUUUGAUUUUACGCGUGGAAAAAAAAAGGAAAGGAAGAGAAAAGAAAAAAAAAAGAGGGAAAAAAGAUAAGAAAGAAAGCGGAACAGCCCUAAGAAGAACGUCGAAGCCAACGUGCUUCGGCUUUGUUCGAAAAGAAACGUUAAACAAACUUCAAACCCAAUCCUCUUCGGUUUGUGUCUGCACAGAAAAUGAUAUCACGAUUGGCAGGAUGAAAUUGCAUAAUAUCUCUUCUAUAUCGUCCUCACGAAAAAUCAUUUUCUCAAGACGAAGGGCUCCUUAUCGUCGCGACUGGGAUAAGAGAAAAUGAUUACAAUAAACGAGAGGUAGCUUGAUCUUAUUGUUUGACGCGAUGCGGUUUCGCGCUUUGCACGUAUCCGCCUUUCUUCGAUGUUCGUGAGAGAGAGAGAGAGGGAGAGAUAGAUAGAGAGAAAGAAAGCAUAGGAAAGAUAUAAAGUGAAAGAAAGAGAUAGAGAGAAUGUUUUGCCAUCAUCGACGUCGUCAUCGUCAUUUCGACGACUACCUUUACCGAAGCUCUUAGUUGCAACCACGAGGGAGAACGUACAACAAUGGCCGCUCGCUCUCUUUUCUUCCAUCGACGCGUUCUCUCGCGGCAUAUAUCUUCCCUCUCUCUCUCUCUCUCUCUCCCUGCACACACACACACAUAUACACACAUAUAUAUAUAUCUUUACCUCUCUCUCUUUUUCUCUACACAGUGUGUCUACACGAGACAUAUCUAUCCCGAGUAAGUACGCACAUCUAAGUAUGUAGGCGCAUUUCAAUCAUCCUUCUCAUACCCUGCCAUCGCACCUUCGACUCUUUUCCUCUCUGAUCUCUCUUUUUCUCUCUCUCUCUCUCUCUCUUGCAUAUUUUGUACAAGUCUUUCAUCCGUAAGUCUGACGUUUUCUUCUCACUCACUCACUCAUUUCUCAUGCUCUGUUUUAGUUUCGUUCGUUCUACAGCGUCACCCGAACCCGUCCACACGCGAUAAUCUUUUGUAAAGCACAGUGAGAAAGAGAAAGAGAGAGAGAGAGAGAAAGAGUUAUCGAUAUCGAAGGGUACACCACCGAUUCUUCUUUAUGUAUAUAUGUGUAUAUAUAUAUAUAUAUAUAUAUAUAUAUAUAUAUAUAUAUAUGUCUUUAUCUACCUAUCCCCAAAGCCGUUUCAUUUACUCGACAAAUCGAUCGACCGACUGACGGCAGCCAGUCCGGCCAGUUCGAUCUAACUAUCCAUUUGUUUUUACGCCUCGUUCUCGUACACCUACCGUCGGACCACAAAAUUGUUGCCGAAACCACGGGACGAUAUGUCAAAGCCCAUUCUGCCAUUCGCUUCAAAGUCUAGAGCUGCGUUUUGAUUCGGACUCGGUCGCUCGUGAUCGCCGCGAUUCGAUUCGUCGAAUAAGGGUGGAACAGUGAAAAGAAGGGGAACUGAUUCGCCGACGGAUAAAAGGGAAAAACGAGAGAGCGAGAGAAAGAAAAAGAGAGAAUUGUCCGGAGAUCGAUCGAUUAGAUUACGUUUUUCCUUCGCGUUUAAUAUCCCAUAGAUUAGAUAUCCUUCGACGGUAAUAUAAUCCUCGUAAUAGCGAACAUUCAGGAUAAGAUUCUCGAGGUCCGUUGGUUGCUUUUUCCUGGCUUCUUCAUCGACCAGCCAAGAAGUUGAAAUUUAAUGGCACGCGCGUAUCCCUUUCGCGCCAAAAGCUCUCUUCCUUUUUUUUUUUCUUUUUUUUUUUUCCCCCAAUCAGUUUUUUCAUCAUCCCGGGUCGAUGCUUCGAACGAUUCGACGACCACAGUUGGUAAAACGAGUCGAUAACAAUUCGAAACAACUCUUUUUGUUUUUUAGAGUUGAUGGAAAGGUGAAGGGGGAGGCGGACAAAAAUAUUCCACGCAAAAUACUCCCGGUGCCAUGCCCAGUAAAUAGAGAGUUAUUUCGUAUGAAAAUUGUUAUUGACGAUUCGAAUUAUUCGAUAUAGGUAUAUACAUGUUAUAUGUACCUACGUACAUUUUAUUACAUUCGGCGGAGCUCGCGUUGAUUAUUUUUAUCGUAUCUCGAAAGCUAGUACAUUCGACAAAAUGGCGGACAGAUACGGUCCGCCAUGUCAGGAUUUUUCGAAAAGGUAAAGAACCGAGAAGGAGCCGGUCGAUCGAUCGAAAGUAACGUGGACGAAAAGGAUGCAUUGUCGUCGACAAUCUGGAGUCGAAUUGCGUCGCUCCGCCCUCUUCCUACGUAUAGUAUCGCAAAGUAAUUUAACGCGUAGGGGACCAGAUUCUACCUCUCUCUCUCUCUCUCUCUCCUUCAUCCCUUUUUCUUCGUUCUACCGACCCAAUGUAUGACGAUCGCGUUACAUUAACGAGUUUGCGCUAAAUCUACGAAUAAAGAAGGCAAAGGGAUCGAACUUUUCGACCCUUGUGAUUUUUCUUAGAAUCUCGACUAAACUCAUACUCGUAAAAAUCUCGACCAUUUGUUCAAGCGAGUUACAAGCGUGUUACUAUUUCAUUCGUUUAUUUCAUCGAUUAAAAUGAUUCUCUUGAGCUUUCGUCAGUCAGCAAAAGAAAAAAAGAAAGAGAGCGAGAGAGAGAGAGAGAGAGAGAAAAUAAGAGGGAGAAAAAAGGAACGAUAAAAAGUAAAAGAGAAAAAGGGUAGAGACGUUUUAAUCGGUCGCAUCGCGUUUAGUUUCUCGACGAGCAGCUAAUCGAGUUAAUUACCUAGCACGAUAAAGCACGACGAUGAUGAUGACGACUUCACGACAGCUGCAAGAAGAAAAAGGGCAAACGACGCAGAUGACGCCUCGUCAACCUCACUUUUCUCUAUCUUUUUCUCUCUAAAACAUACAUACACACACACGCGCGCGCGCAUGUACACGCUCGUUCUACUCUCUUUCUUUCCUUCUUUCAAACAACAAACUCACUCACACAAUUCGUAAUUCUUAUCACACGUUUUCGAUCCUUUCGUGACCGUUAUUAUUGCCUCCUCGGAAAGGUCCUGACCGAAUAAUUACUCUAAUGGAUAUACAACUUGUUUCUUUCUCCUUCUCUCUCUCUCUCUCUCUCUCUCUCUCUUUCUUUUUUUGGAAAAUCUAUCGGCGCUGCGCAAGGGUGGACGACGCGCACGCCAGCCUUGCGUUAGCCACCCCGAAAGCCACACCCCUACUCGAUAUGACGCGAUCUUCUCCAUAAGACAAAACGAUUUGUCUCUGGUCUUACCUCGACUCGACAACAACGUCUGUUUUCCUUUCAUUCGAACACAAACAAAUCGUUUCUAAUCGUUUUCAUUUCGAUUCCUUUUUGCUUUUUCUUUCUUUUCCAUUUCUUUUCUUUUCUUUCGUUAUCGCUAAGCUGUAAUCGAUAAUUUUUCUCGAUAUGUAUAUUUAUCCGUCCAAAAUUUUAUCACUAAAAAGCUUCUUUAAACCGAACUUUCCUCCUUUUGUUAAAGACUAGGUAAACAUAAUCGAUUGGAAAAAAAAAUCCUAUUGUCAUUGCAUCAACGAAAGUGUAAAACGUUUAACAUGAUCCCGUUACGCGUCCCUCGACGUAAAUCAUAUAUGUGUGUAUAUAUAUAUAUAUAUAUAUAUAUAUACACACAAACACACACACACAUAUAUAUAUAGUAUACUUCGAAGAAUGUGUAAUGAAAUAUAUAUUGUACAUACAUAAUACGGUAUAUGCCGAAUACGUAAUGCACAUAUACAUAUAUAUAUAUAUAUAUGUACAUAUUACACGGGGACAUCAUUUAUUUGACAAAUCUUUUAUUCAAUCGUCGUAUGACACCUGUCCGCAUAUAAGCGAUCAUGCACUUACUUAAAAAAAUAUGAUAAAGAAAAGAAAAGUAUAAAAAGAUAGCAAAACGAAACAAUAGAGAAGCAAAAAAGGACAAAAGAAACAAAAGGAAAAGGAAAAACAAACUCGUACAGUAAGAGCACAGUCAUGAGAUCUGAUUCCAACGAAUAAGAAGAGAAGGUUCAAAGGAAGCUCGAAGACUUUCGUGGAGGGUGGUUUCGGGGCCUUCGAUGAUCGAAGACCGACCCUGACACGACGACAAAGCAAACGUGCGAGAGUGAGACGGGGAAUUGAGAAAGAGAACGAAAAAGAGAGAGAGAAAGAGAGAGAAAGAGAGAUAAAGAGAGGGAGUCAAUGGGUAUAAGUACUAAGCACGUAACUAUGAAAGGAGCCGGGGGUUGCGAAUCGUCGCUAGAUUAAAAAGAGGCUCCCUUUUUCGCUUGCUCUUUUAUGCCCAUGCAGCAACGGCGCGCGCGCGCGCGCUCGCUCGCCUCUCCUCUCCGGCGGCCGCCGCAUCCUGCAUACUCACCCCAUCUUUACUCUCUCCUUCUCUCUCUCUCUCACACACACACUCUUUUUUCUCUCUCUCUCUCUCUCUCUCUCUUUCUUUCUUUCUAACUCGUACGUCGCUUUUUGCGUUCACCCGCGUACCAAUUCGCCUUCGAUAUUCUCGCGCUACACGUACCGUCGAUUCGAAAAAGCAAUUCGAGGAGUUGAAGGACGUAAAGAGGAACCCCUACGAGCCCUCCAACCAACCCAACCCUCCUUCCCCCGCCGCCGCUGCUAUUUCGAAUCUCCCACGUCGUAUCUUUAUUUAUGUAUCUAUGUAUAUAAUACCUAUAUGUGUGCGGAGAAACUCGAA